Camelina sativa (false flax) is the source of this 1493-nucleotide messenger RNA. Its product is annotated as MADS-box protein SVP. Gene Ontology annotation, cellular component: nucleus. NCBI's taxonomy places the organism in Eukaryota, Viridiplantae, Streptophyta, Magnoliopsida, Brassicales, Brassicaceae. The record is from RefSeq and is a predicted model, not a curated record. Gene Ontology annotation, biological process: positive regulation of transcription by RNA polymerase II. Gene Ontology annotation, molecular function: DNA-binding transcription factor activity; protein dimerization activity; RNA polymerase II transcription regulatory region sequence-specific DNA binding.
UUUUUUUUUGUUUUUUUCUCCCUUGGGAGUUUCUCUUCUUUCUGAGUUUUUUUUUAUUUGAUCCUCUCAAUUUCUCUUGUUGGUUCAUCAACAAACUAGAUCUUAGUCCUCUCACAAAAGACUUGUUCCAAAUCUUUCAAAAACUAGGGUUUUUACUGUCUUGAAAUCAUAUUUAUUCUUCUAAUUUUAGCAAAAAGAACACGAUUUACUUUCCAUUUCAGUCGUCUUGUCACUCUCUCUCUCUUCUUUAAAGUCUCCCUUUUUAGCAAAAAAAAAUCUCUCUCUCACAAAUUUUUCCUCUGAGUUCUUCAUCUCCUCCUCAUCUCUUUCUUUGCUUUUAUUUUUAUCUUUCAUAAUCUCUCAUUCUUGAAUCUUGAUCUACCAAGAUCGAUCCUGAGGUUAUCUAAGCUAUCUUGCUUUUUAGGGUUUCCUUGUUGCUGUGAUGGCGAGAGAAAAGAUUCAGAUCAGGAAGAUCGACAACGCCACGGCGAGACAAGUGACGUUCUCGAAACGAAGAAGAGGGCUUUUCAAGAAAGCUGAAGAGCUCUCUGUUCUCUGCGACGCCGAUGUUGCUCUCAUCAUCUUCUCUUCCACUGGAAAGCUCUUCGAGUUCUGUAACUCCAGCAUGAAGGAAGUAUUAGAGAGGCAUAACUUGCAGUCAAAGAACUUGGAGAAGCUUGAUCAGCCAUCUCUUGAGUUACAGCUGGUUGAGAACAGUGACCACGCCCGAAUGAGUAAAGAAAUUGCGGACAAGAGCCACCGACUAAGGCAAAUGAGAGGAGAGGAACUUCAGGGGCUUAACAUUGAAGAGCUGCAACAGCUAGAGAAAGCCCUUGAAGCUGGUUUGACCCGCGUGAUUGAAACAAAGAGUGACAAGAUUAUGAAUGAGAUCAGCGAACUUCAAAGAAAGGGAGUGCAAUUGAUGGAUGAGAACAAGCGGUUGAGGCAGCAAGGAACUCAACUAACGGAAGUGAACGAGCGACUUGGCAUGCAAAUAUAUAAUAACGUGCAUGAAUCCGGUGUUGAUGAAGUGGAGAACGCCGCCGUGUAUGAGGAAGGACACUCGUCAGAGUCUAUUACGAACGCCGGGAACGGAGCUCCUGUUGACUCCGAGAGCUCCGAUACUUCCCUUAGACUCGGCUUAGCAUAUGGUGGUUAGAGAUGGAAACAAUACAAAGAAGUUGAAUGGUGGAGGGAGGAGAGUGAUGUAAAUCUUUCAACUCGGUAACAACACAAGAGACAAUAUGUCUAAAUAGUAAUAAUGCUCUUAUGUUUGUUUGAAGGUUUUCGUCUGCGGAAAAGGUUUUCGUUUUUUUUUUUUUGUGGUUUUCACUAUAUAUCAUCAUCUCUCUUCACUCUGCAUUUUUGGUUUGUGACGUCGUUUGUCACAACCAAACUGUAUCGACAUGGUAAGUUAGAAUAUGAGAUAUUGUAGAACUUAAGAUAAUUGCUUUAUCCUUUUCUCAGUGGAAACUGAGGAAUUUUCAAAAGUA